Molecule: messenger RNA, 1967 nt
Organism: Sciurus carolinensis (gray squirrel)
Lineage: Eukaryota; Metazoa; Chordata; Mammalia; Rodentia; Sciuridae
Gene: Bscl2
Product: BSCL2 lipid droplet biogenesis associated, seipin
Exons: 12
Coding region: 458-1873 (471 amino acids)
Biological process (GO): lipid droplet organization; lipid storage
Cellular component (GO): endoplasmic reticulum membrane
Source: RefSeq, a predicted model, not a curated record
GGCAGCCUCCUAAACCCACCCUGUUCAGUCUGUUUCGCGCUUACUUGCCUUCCUUGUGUGCUUUUGUGUGUGUGUGUGUGUGUGUGUGUGUGUGUGUGUGUGCGCGCGCGCGCGCAGCUCCAGGGUGUCCGCUGUAACAAUCUCCCAGUGGGUAUGCGCCACUACCCCCGGCCCCGCCGAGCUCCCAUCCUUGACAAUGUCUAACCUUCUUUGUCCCUGUAUGGUAAAUCUGUUGACUAAGGCUCCUCUACCCCAAGAACACUAACUCAGGAGCUGUCUUCUGAGACUCUGGAUGACUUUAUUCUUCAAAUGACUUUACCCUUCCAGUAGCUCCAGGGACCCUCCAUUCCCCAUAUCCAGGAAAAUGUGACGCGCUACAGGUGAUCAGCUUCCAGAUCACCACGGUCUAGCCACAAGUGACUUGAGUCGGAGAUCCAGGGACAGCGACAUCAGGAAGAUGUCUAAAGAAAUGGCAGACCAAAGAGAAGGAGAAGCUGGAGGCAAAGAGGUGUGCGGAGACCAGAUCAAAGGAUCGGACAAAGAGGAGGAACCGCCAGCUGCUUCAUCCCAUGGCCAGGAGUGGCGUCCAGGUGGCAGAGCAGCUAAGAACACAAGACCUGAACCUGGGGCUAGACCCCCUGCUCUCCCUGCCAUGGUCAAUGAUCCACCAGUACCUGCCUUACUGUGGGCCCAGGAAGUGGGCCACGUCUUGGCAGGCCGUGCCCGCAGGCUGCUGCUGCAGUUUGGGGUACUCUUCUGCACCAUCCUCCUCCUGCUCUGGGUGUCUGUCUUUCUCUAUGGCUCCUUCUACUAUUCCUACAUGCCCACAGUCAGCCACCUCAGCCCUGUGCAUUUCUACUACAGGACCGACUGUGAUUCCUCUACCACCUCACUCUGCUCCUUUCCCGUUGCCAAUGUCUCGCUGGCUAAAAGUGGACGUGAUCGGGUGCUCAUGUAUGGACAGCCAUAUCGCGUCACCUUAGAGCUUGAGUUGCCAGAGUCUCCUGUGAAUCAAGAUUUGGGCAUGUUCUUGGUCACUGUUUCAUGCUACACCAGAGGCGGCCGAAUCAUCUCUACUUCUUCCCGCUCCGUGAUGCUGCAUUACCGCUCAGACCUGCUCCAGAUGCUUGACACCCUGGUCUUCUCUAGCCUCCUUCUGUUUGGCUUUGCUGAGCAGAAGCAGCUCCUGGAGGUGGAACUCUAUGCAGACUAUAGAGAGAACUCGUAUGUGCCGACAACCGGAGCAAUUAUUGAGAUCCACAGCAAGCGCAUCCAGAUGUAUGGAGCCUACCUCCGCAUCCAUGCCCAUUUCACUGGGCUCAGGUACCUGCUGUACAACUUCCCGAUGACUUGCGCCUUCAUAGGUGUUGCCAGCAACUUCACCUUCCUCAGCGUCAUUGUGCUCUUCAGCUACAUGCAGUGGGUGUGGGGGGGCAUCUGGCCCCGGCAUCGCUUCUCUUUGCAGGUUAAUAUCCGAAAGAGGGAGAGUUCCCGGAAGGAAGGCCAACGAAGGAUCUCUACCCAUCAGCCUGGAGCAGGGCUGGAAGGACAGGAGGAGUCAACUCAACUGUCAGAUGUGACAGAGGACGGGGAGAGCCCUGAAGAUCCCUCAGGGACAGAGGGUCAGCUGUCUGAGGAGGAGAAACCAGACCAGCAGCCGCUGAAUGGAGAGGAGGAGCUGGAGCGGGAGGCCAGUGAUGGUUCAGGCUCCUGGGAGGAUGCAGCUCUGCUGACUGAGGCCAACCUGCCUGCUUCUGCAUCUGCCCCUGCCCCUGCCCCUGCCCCUGUGUCUGCCCCUGCCCCAGAGACUCUGGGCAGCUCUGAGCCCUCUGUGAGCACUCUGAGACAGCGCCCCACCUGCUCCAGCUCCUAAAGAAAUAAGAGGACAGAUUCCUCACAUUCCAGCACUUUCCCACCUGGUCCCUCCCCUUGUUUUCCCUUCAAUAAACUAUUUUGUGCCAGCUGCU